GCAUCAAGUGCACGCAUCAAUGAAUCGACCAAUCAGGUGGCCGAAUGCAUUGAUUUGAUCUGUGACGAUGUCGAACCAUCACCAGAAGUUGACAGCGAUCAAACUGAGCGAAAUGCUGUGCGACAAGGAGGAAACCAGCGACGAAAGCGGAAAAUUGUUGAUGGAACGACGUCGGAUGGCAGUGCGAAGAAGAGACGAAAAACGGGCCUACGAUCGACACUGAAAACCGUUCCGGAAUCGACUUCAGAAGUGACAUUGAUUGACCUGACAUUGAACGACAUCGAGGGUUCUGAACAAAUGAGCAGUAUCAGCAGUCAACCAGUUCGAGAGGACGGUGCUGACUCGAACGGAGUUGAAAAACCAAGCGCAUCGACAUCGAACGCGAAACAGGUGGCAAAGAAGAAGGGUGGUGUUGGAAAAAGCGAAGGUGAAUGCGGAUCGAAGGGACAUAAGUGCGCAUUUUGUGGGUUCACAGCCCCAAGUGAAUCACAGCUGGUCAGACACACGCGCACUCACACCGGCGACAAAUCAUUCAAAUGCGAAGUUUGUGCGAGAGGAUUUACUGUCAAGAGUCAUCUCAAAGGCCACAUGAGGACCCACGCGAAUGACUUCCCGUUCCGUUGCUCGAUUUGUCGACAAGGAUUCAAGGUGAAGAAGGCGAAGGAAGCGCAUGAAAAGAGCUGCGAUCAACGUCGAUUCGAAUGCUUUUUGUGCAAAUAUUCAACUUUGAAAAAAUCACAUUUAGUCGUACAUAUGCGCACUCACACCGGCGACAAACCAUUCAAAUGUGAAGUUUGUGCGACAGGAUUUGCUCAAAAGAGUCAUCUCAAAGGCCACAUGAGGACCCACGCGAAUGACUUCCCGUUCCAUUGCUCGAUUUGUCGACAAGGAUUCAAGGUGAAGAAAGCGAAGGAAGCGCAUGAGAAGAGCUGCAAUCAACGUCGAUAUGAAUGCUAUUUGUGCAAAUAUUCCACCUUAUACAAACCAAGUAUAGUCAAGCAUAUGCGCACUCACACCGGCGACAAACCAUUCAAAUGCGAAGUUUGUGCGAGAGGAUUUACUGUCAAGAGUCAUCUCAAAGACCACAUGAGGACCCACGCGAAUGACUUCCCGUUCCGUUGCUCGAUUUGUCGACAAGGAUUCAAGGUGAAGAAGGCGAACGAAGCGCAUGAAAAGAGCUGCGAUCCACGUCGAUUCGAAUGCUAUUUGUGCAAAUAUUCAACUUUGAUCAAAUCAGAUUUAGUCAAGCAUAUGCGCAAACACACCGGCGACAAACCAUUUCGUUGCUCUCAUUGCUCGAAACGAUUCGUCCAAAAAAGUAAUUUAAAUCAGCAUAUGAACCGUCACCACAAUAAAACGAAAUGAUUUUGGUAACGCAUUCAAAAGACGUUCCACCGUCGAAAGAUGUCUAGAGACACGUUGAAUGUAGUUUUUUUGAUUGUAUCACAUUCAGAAAUUUAUGUUUAUCACUUGCUUGUGCACAAAAGAAAAGAAUCUCAUAAAAUUUGUACAAAGAUUGAUGAAAAUCGACUCGAAAAUGUUUCAGUUUAGUUUAUUUGAUAGAAUAAAAAUCGAAUUGGAACAAAGUUCCAGACACAGAAAUAUCCAAAUCGAAGAAUUACCACAAAAAACAUUUAAUACGAGUGAAUAAAAUGAUAGAAAUGAAAGUAUAAA
Molecule: messenger RNA, 1674 nt
Organism: Sitodiplosis mosellana (orange wheat blossom midge)
Lineage: Eukaryota; Metazoa; Arthropoda; Insecta; Diptera; Cecidomyiidae
Product: zinc finger protein 84-like
Exons: 2
Coding region: 298-1365 (355 amino acids)
Biological process (GO): regulation of DNA-templated transcription
Molecular function (GO): RNA polymerase II cis-regulatory region sequence-specific DNA binding; DNA-binding transcription factor activity, RNA polymerase II-specific
Source: RefSeq, a predicted model, not a curated record